AUGAGCUCCAUGACCAUUGCAAUGAAGCCCUGGAUCUCCGUAGAGUCCUGGGGCCCGGAUCGCCUCGACCUUGUCGGGAUCGGCUCUGACGAUCAGAUGUGGCGCAAGAGCUUCGACAGGGGUGACGGCAGCUGGCAGCCAUCUGGCACUUCGUGGGAAGCAAUCGGUGGCAAGUUCAAGCAGAUCCCCACAGCUAUUUCCUGGGGUUAUGGCCGCCUUGACAUCUUCGGCAUUGGACUCGACAACCAACCGGUCCACAAGGCCUAUGGGAAGAACAGAAAGGCAGGAGGCUCUUGGAUUGUCAGCAACUGGCAGCCUCUUGAUGGUCAGCUUAAGUGCGCAGCGAUCCCUGUCACUUGGGGCAAUGGACGGAUCGACUUCUUUGGCGUCGGUAUGGAUGAUCAGAUGUGGCGCAGGGCUUAUGGAGACAAGUGGACCCCAGCUGGCUGGGAGGGAUGCGGCGGCAAGUUCAAGAGCGCCCCCGCCGUUGUCUCAUGGGGCCCAGGCCGGAUUGACGUUUUCGGAAUCGGGCUCGAUGACCAGAUGUGGCACAGGGCAUUCGACAAUGGGAAAUGGCUGGCUGACUGGCAGGGAAUGACUGGCAAAUUCAAGAGCCAGCCAGUCGCCGUAUCAUGGGGCUCCGGCAGGAUGGAUGUCUUUGGCAUCGGCCUUGACGAUCAGAUGUACCACAAAGUAUACGAGGGAAACGGUUGGCAGUCGAAGGAGUGGAAGGGCAUCACUGGCAAGUUCAAGAGCGUCCCCUCGGCUGUCUCAUGGGGUCCAGGCCGGCUUGACGUUUUUGGCGUCGGUACAGACGACCAGAUGUACCACCGAGCAUUUGACGGUGGUAAGUGGCUUGCUGACUGGAGGGGCAUGACUGGUACGUUCAAGAGCGCCCCAGCCGCGGUUUGCUGGGGCAAAGGACGCAUCGACGUCUUUGGUAUCGGAACGGACAAUGCAGUUUACCAGCAGUACUACACAGACAACAAGUGGUCUGGAAAGUGGGGAACUCUCGGUGGAACCUUCAAGACUUUUUAG
Molecule: messenger RNA, 1038 nt
Organism: Alternaria arbusti
Lineage: Eukaryota; Fungi; Ascomycota; Dothideomycetes; Pleosporales; Pleosporaceae
Exons: 1
Coding region: 1-1038 (345 amino acids)
Source: RefSeq, a predicted model, not a curated record